Dimorphilus gyrociliatus is the source of this 1425-nucleotide messenger RNA. The record is from the annotation of a GenBank genome assembly. Lineage: Eukaryota; Metazoa; Annelida; Polychaeta; Dinophilidae.
GCAGAAAACAAUAUGGCGGUCAUGGAAAGCGUUAAGGCUGGUCUUCUUGUAACAACACUGUCAAUUUUGAUUGCUUUAUACUACAAGAAAUCAUCGGAUCAAGAACUACGAAGUCAUUUGGAAACCAUUCUUUCGAAUUUACUUCGAGCCGAAAAGAAAUAUCGUUUAGUUAAACCGAAACAAGUGAUAGUCGGUAUCGGGGCCUGUUCAGAUGCAUUCGUGGAAGCUACUGAAUUUCUUGAUAAACUCAAUAUUUCUGCUCCAAUUGGAAGUAUGGGACAUCCCGACUCCAUUAUGAGCCCUGAUGAUCUAGGAGAAAUAUUUGCAUUUUUUUUCACCCAGGGCGCCGCAUCCGAACGUUAUGUGGCAAAUAGGACAUUUUGGGACAUGGCUCUAGAAACCACUAAGACCAUGGAAGCAAGAUGGGUGUUGGGAGGAAAUGCACCAGUGAUUGCUAAGCGGCUUGUGGCUGAAGGACUGAAAGACGUCACACUGGGCGCUUAUUUAUCUAAGCCUUUGUUCGAAGAUCUGUCAGAAAAGAUGAACAUUGUCGGUCAGGUGGUAGAGGUUGACGACGUGCACAUCAUACUAGAAUAUGAAAGGGAUAGCAGAUGGCAGCAUUUAACUGCCCCGAGAGCAAAUCGUUUUAUAAUUCACGCAGAUGUCCAUAAUUUGAAAAUGAGCGCUUUAAAAGACAUUGAAAAUCAUAUACAGACCGAAAAGCCCCAUGCUUUUGUUCUUGGCGGAUUACAAAUGCUGGAUUCGACAGUUAUGAACAAAGAUGAAAGAUCUAAAUCUAUAAAUCGAUUGAGUGCUUUAUUGAGUUCUUUAAAUGAUGAGACACUUAGGCAUUUUGAGCUGGCCUCUUUUGCAGAAAAAGACUUUUUUAGAGAAGUUAUUGACAAAAUAGUGCCACAUGCCGAUUCGCUCGGUAUGAAUGAGCAAGAGUUAAUGAAUUUAUAUACUAUGUUAGAAGAUAACUCCGUAACAUUAGUUUCUAAUGCUCAUCCUAGAAUUGCGCUUGUUCUAGACCAAAUGAGAUCAAUUUGGAAAGUUUUAUCUCCAGGAAAACUAUCCCGAUUACAUGUUCAUACUCUCGCCUUUCAGGCCAUAAUGACCAAAAAAAAUAAAUGGUCUAAUACUAUGAUUGCUGCAGCAAAGGCUAGCUUAACAGCAUAUCGUCAUACAUGUUCGUCAGGGGAAAUCGAUCUAGAAAGCGCAAGACUGCUCAUGGAUGAGUCGUUUGCAGUUGGAAGGAAAGAGGGAUCACAGCGUAUUAAAUUUAAUGCCGAAAAACCAGUAGCCUGCUGGGAAGAGGGCAAUGCAUUGAUAUGUGUUUCACCCGUAUUAAUUUGCACCAAUGUUAAACAAACAGCAGGAGGAGGUGAUAAUAUAAGCGCAGCGGGUCUUGCCAUGCAGUUGUGA